GUCUGGUUUCAGAACCGGCGAGCAAAAUGGCGCAAGCGGGAGCGGUUUGGCCAGAUGCAGCAGGUCCGGACCCACUUCUCCACCGCCUACGAGCUGCCCCUGCUCACCCGUGCUGAGAACUACGCCCAGAUCCAGAACCCCUCCUGGAUUGGCAACAACGGCGCCGCCUCCCCCGUGCCCGCCUGCGUCGUCCCCUGUGAGACAGUGCCCUCCUGCAUGUCCCCCCAUGCUCACCCCCAUGCCACCGGCGGCGUCUCCGAGUUCCUCGGCGUCUCUGGCCCCGGCAGCCACGUGGGACAGACUCACAUGGGCGGCCUCUUCAGCACGGCCGGCAUGAGCCCUGGCCUCAACGGCUACGAGCUGAACAGCGAGCCGGACCGCAAGACCUCCAGCAUCGCUGCCCUGAGGAUGAAAGCAAAGGAGCACAGCGCCGCUAUCUCCUGGGCAACAUGA
This is a messenger RNA of Eurypyga helias (sunbittern), 453 nucleotides long. Its product is annotated as homeobox protein aristaless-like 4. The annotation marks the transcript as partial. Gene Ontology annotation, molecular function: DNA-binding transcription activator activity, RNA polymerase II-specific; RNA polymerase II transcription regulatory region sequence-specific DNA binding. The record is from RefSeq and is a predicted model, not a curated record. Lineage: Eukaryota; Metazoa; Chordata; Aves; Eurypygiformes; Eurypygidae. The transcript has 2 exons. Gene Ontology annotation, biological process: regulation of transcription by RNA polymerase II.